GUAGAGCAAUGGCGUCUUUUCUGGUUUCAUCAGUCUUGAUAACGGGAGGCAAUCGAGGCCUUGGUCUGAACUUGAUUAAGCAAAUGUUGAAUUCGUCUGGUGUUCCUAAACAUAUCAUUGCAACAUGCAGGUCAUUGAAAGCUGAAAACGCACAAGAGAUACGAAGAUUGGCCGAGAAACAUUCCAAUAUUCAUGUUCUCGAAUUUGAUAUGACCGACGUUUCUGAGCCUCGUUUGACCGAACUGGUGAAACAAGUAUCAGAUAUUGUUCAGGAAUCUGGAUUAAAUCUGCUUAUAAAUAAUGCUGGGAUGCAUGUUAAGCCUGAAAGUUUUGAGAAUGUGAGCCCUGCCUCAAUGCAGAAGACGUUUGAUGUGAAUACAAUCGCACCAACUAUGUUAACCCAAGCUCUGCGACCAUUGCUGAAGCGUGCAGCGGAAGCAAAUGGACAGUCUGGUGAACAAACAAGUGCAGCAGUCAUCAACAUAUCUUCGGUGAUGGGAUCUAUACAUAAUUUGAAUAACGCAAACAGCUUGUCAUAUAAAGUGUCAAAAGCUGCAUUGAAUGCUGUCACAAAAACUGUUGGCAGUGAUCUUGCUGGCGAUGGUAUUACAGUUGUUUCAUUGCACCCAGGAUGGGUGAAAACCGAUAUGGGAGGUCCUAAUGCACAUCUUACUGUUGAAGAAUCAGUUAGUUGUAUCAUCAAGUUUGCCUAUUCCCUGAAAAAGUCCCACAAUGCUCAGUUCUUUAAUUAUGAUGGAACAACCUUGCCAUGGUGAGACUAUAUUAGAUAAUUAAUGCAGUUGUAGUUAAAAUGUAGUUAAAAAACAUUUUUGACAAUCAAAUAUGUAACCAAAAUGUUCAAAAUAUGAAACUUUUUUGCAGUCUUCAUGUAAUCAAAGUGUGCAUUUUUGUUGAUUUCAAUCACAAAAUUUAUCAGACGCAAGAGCAUGCAGCGACCUUAUCAGUAAUAAGGUUUUGUGAUAUGUAGUUCCUUGAAUUCAGUUCCUUGAGUUUAGUAUGAUGAAACAAUAUACUAGUUCUCAGUGGUUGAAAAGGUGUAGUCAAGCAAGCAACAGGUCCAUUUACGAAAAAGUAAAUUUUGUGUUAAAUAUUUGAAAAUGUGACUUCUCCUCUCAUGCUGACCAGAAGAACAGAUCAGUUCAUAUGUCUAGGAAAGUGCUUUCAAACAGAUAAUUUUUUCCCAUUUAAAAGGAUUAUAUUUCUUUAAAGGGAUAAUAUUAGUAAAAGGAUAAUAUUAUCUGGGAUUUUUUU
Molecule: messenger RNA, 1272 nt
Organism: Dendronephthya gigantea
Lineage: Eukaryota; Metazoa; Cnidaria; Anthozoa; Malacalcyonacea; Nephtheidae
Product: C-factor-like
Exons: 1
Coding region: 9-776 (255 amino acids)
Source: RefSeq, a predicted model, not a curated record